Messenger RNA from Asterias rubens (European starfish), 3494 nucleotides. RefSeq names its product peroxisomal acyl-coenzyme A oxidase 1-like. The transcript is spliced from 16 exons. Bases 120 to 2180 code for a protein of 686 amino acids. Lineage: Eukaryota; Metazoa; Echinodermata; Asteroidea; Forcipulatida; Asteriidae. The record is from RefSeq and is a predicted model, not a curated record. Gene Ontology annotation, cellular component: peroxisome. Gene Ontology annotation, biological process: lipid homeostasis; fatty acid beta-oxidation using acyl-CoA oxidase. Gene Ontology annotation, molecular function: acyl-CoA oxidase activity; FAD binding; fatty acid binding.
UUGCAAAUGGCCACCCGUUACCACACGGCACACACACCAUGCACACACACUGGUCUGUUUUUGUCUGAUAAAUUGUUAUAGGUCCCGGCUGCUGUGUAUAUAUCCUAGUUUAAAGAACCAUGGCCCAGACACAGCAGGACUCUCGUAGUACGUCUACAGCUGAUGUCAGUGCUGGUAUUAUCCCAGACUCCAUAAAUCCUGACAUUCAAAAAGAGCGAGACAAUGCAAUGCUCAACAAGGAACUCAUUACUCAGAUGACGUACAUCAUCGAUGGGGGGAAAGAGUUUACCGAACGCAGACGUCACAUAGAAUCCUGUUUAUUCCAAGACCCUCUGUUCAGUGAGAGAGAUCGUUACCUCAGGACCUCGGCAGAAACAUUCGACCUUGGUGUGAAGAGGUCUCUACGAAUGAUUGAUUUCAAGAAGACUCACAGCAUCACCUUCUCAGAGAUCUGGGAUAUAAUUUACAGGGCCCUGAGUAAUGAGCAGACGUUUGGGAUUCAUGAUUUGAUGUUUGUCACGUUCAUUGAGAAUCAAGGGACUGAAGAACAGAAGGCUCGCUGGCUGGAUGAAGCAAGGAAUAUGAGAAUGUUGGGGACGUACGCCCAGACGGAACUUGGCCAUGGUACCUACAUUCCAGGCCUUGAGACCACAGCGACAUACGACCCAUCAUCGCAGGAGUUUAUUAUCAACACACCCACCCUGACAUCAAUGAAAUGGUGGCCUGGAGCACUGGGCAAAACGUCAACUCAUGCCGUAGUGCUGGCUCAGCUGAUUAUCGGAGGCAAGAAUUACGGUCCGCAUGCCUUCAUGGUACAACUCAGGAGUCUUCAAGAUCACUGCGUUCUGCCAGGUAGAUCAGUAGGAGUAAUCGGAGAUAAAUGGAACUAUGCCGGAACAGACAAUGGUUACCUUCGUCUCAGAAAUGUCCGUAUUCCAAGGGCAGACAUGUUCAUGAAGUAUUUCCAGGUGUCGUCUGACGGUGUCUACACCAAACAAGGUAACCCCAAGGUGCUGUACAGUACAAUGAUGGUGGUUAGACUCAAGAUUGUACAGGAGUCCUGGCAAUCGUUAGCCCGCGCCCUUGUGACUGGUAUCCGGUACAGUGCUAUCAGGAAACAGGGACCUAUGGACCGAGGGGGACCUGAGGUGUCAAUUCUCGACUACCAGACCCAGCAGGAGAAGUUAUUACCAGGGUUGGCAACGGCCUACGCCUUCAAUGCUGUCGGUAAACGCCUUCAACAAGUCUUUAAUAAAGUACAGGCGGAUAUCUCUAAGGAGCACUUCAGCAGUUUACCAGAGCUUCAUGCACUGUGCUGCGGCUUGAAGUCGUUCACCACUGGUACGGCCGUUGGCUUCAUUGAGAGUGUACGGUUGGCGUGUGGCGGGCACGGCUACCUACUAAGCUCAGGUAUUCCCUACACAUACUCACGAACCGCAGGUGGCUGUACGUAUGAGGGCGAGAACACUGUCAUGAUGUUACAGGUUGCAAGGUACCUGCUGAAGAGCGCCUACUCAGCACAGAAUGGUAUAGUCCUCGCUGAGUCUGUUGCGUACUUAGCUGUGGAUACCAGUGGUGAGUCGUGGUCAGCAUGUACAGAGAGUGAUGUGAGGGAUACCAGUUUACUCAUCAAGGCAUUCCAGCAUCGGGCACACAGGCUGGUCAACCAUGUUGGUCAGCGUGUUGCUCGUCUGAUGGGAGAAGGGCACAGUCAAGGCACAGCAUGGAAUAACUCUACAAUAGACCUUGUGCAUGCUGCUAAGGCCCAUGUUGAGUUUUAUACAGUAGUUACCUUCUGUGAUGUGAUUAAGACGUUAUCGGCAGACCCAACCAUCUUGAAGAUUCUUCAAACCUUAAGCUGUUUCUACGCUGUGUUCUUGAUGGAUAAGAACAUUGGUGACUUUAUGCAGGAUGGUUAUGUGACAUCAGACCAAGCUGAGAUGGUUCACAGUCAAUACUUUGCAUUACUGGCUCACCUCAGGCCGGAAGCUGUCCCCUUGGUGGAUGCGUUUGACUUUACCGACCUCACCAUUCAUUCAGUGCUUGGUUGCUAUGACGGUAAUGCAUACGAGAGACUGUAUGAACAUGCCUUAAGGGACCCUAAGAAUAAAACAGAGAUCCAUGAGACUUACAGCAAAUACCUGAAGCCACUGUUGACAGGACAGAAAUCUAAGCUGUGAAAUGUGACAACAACAGGUGUGCAAGGUCAAAGGUCAUAGAGAUGCUCAGCUUCCUGCCAAUAAUUUUGAGUCUUUCGCAUCCACCGCUAUCAUUUGUAUUAAUCGACAGAGGCAAACAAAUGGGAUAAAUCAGUGCUAAAGAAAUCAUAAACACUUAACUACUAUAAAAGUAAAUAAAUAUAAUUGUAUUAAAAGGCGGUUUUAAAGGCGGUUUUGGAAAACCCUGUCAGUUCAAAAGCAGGCCUGGAUACAACGGCCAUGGACGCAAAUGUGGCCUUAGUUUUGGCCUUGGUGUCUGUCCCUUUAAAUGAAAUUCCACGCCUGCAAAAGACACUUACCAAAAUUGCAACGAAGAAACUCAUCGCAAAUGAAAAAAACGAAUUUAACUGUUAAUGGGGGCAGAAUAUUUGUAACAAGUUGCGUGUUCAUUUGCCUAUACCAAUCGGUGGUCAUAUUGAUAAACAGAGAAAGUCUAUAUUUAAUACCAAAAAUAAUUCUAUUUAAGCUAGCACUUCUGUAUUUGUACGAUAUAAUUGACAAUGGCGUUAGUUCCAACACGAUAACCUCCAUUGGCAGAACUAGACAUGUUUAUAUGCAUAAUUAUUUUUUUAUUUGAACCAAAGAUAUUCUUUAUCCCCAAUGCAAAAAUUAACAUCUAUUAAAUUGUUGCGAUACACACUGCUAAGGAUUGGAUUUGAACUGCCUCUAGCCAUCUGGCUAGCUCAGUGUUCUAGAGGUCAGCGUCUGCUCUAGCAUUGCGAAUACAUGGGUUCAAAUCCCACCUCUGUGAUUUACCUGUUGGUUUGAGAAUACAGACCUUUACAGUAGUAUUCAUCGGUGUAAGGGUAAACAAACUAAAAUUUUAUAAUGGUGGUUUUAGUUUUAGCGAAAAAGCAAACAAACCUUUAUUAAUUUUUUUCUAUGAUCUCAUGGGGAAUAGUAAAGGGCUGUUGAAGAACCCCCCCCCCCCCCUGGUUACAACACUUUAUACAUCACCACUCUCGUUAAAAAAAAAAUUAAACAAGAACUUUUGCAAACUUUCAACCUCAUAUACAAAAAUUUACUUUUGUUUAGAAAAUAUAGACGUUUGGGUUAUUUGAAUGAAUAAAUAAUUCCAGUUGAAAUAUAAAUUAUGGAAGCAAACUUUGCAAACUUUUAAAAAUAAAUCAGGGAGAAUGCACUGUUACAGUAUUGAAUUUGAGAAUAAAGUUUACUAAUUUUAUAAUUUAUUCGAAAGUAAGAAAGGAACAUUUAUGUACAGAUUUUCAGUUGAAUUACAAGAAUAACAAUUUAAAUGAAAGUACAAUAAACACA